CACUGUACGCAUCCCGGGUGCUCCGAACCGACCCAACCCGUGUAGUUCAAGCAUUGAACUAUAUAUGGGAAAUAGAUGACACGAGUUCUACAUCCAGUAAACCACCUCUCAGCUCUCAGAGCAGUAAUCCCGGCUCCCGGAGCAAUAUUAUCCCAUCAGGAUACAGAUCAUCCCGUCCCUUCUCCGGGUCUAGGGCCUGCUCAGCAGGUUCAAGAGCUUACUCCGCAGGUUCCGCUGGACAGGAGUCAGGUUUUCAAUCCCGGAGCAGUCUUCUCUCUCUAGCUCCGUCCUUGCAUAGUGGACCCAUAUCUACCCUAGGGGACAAUCCUCUUGAUAUAGACUAUCUAAGCGGAGUUGAGACUGAUACUGAAUCCUUAGCCUCUUUGUCCUCCAACCUCUCCCUCCAGGCUCCUAUUGGAGGUCAAGGUAGACUAGGAGGCCGAAGGUACUCUCUCUCCCGUCUAUCCGGAGAGGAUCGAGGGAGUAAGGUUAGCCUUUUGCGCCGGUCAGCGCGUGUUCCUGGGCGUAGAGAUGUUGCUCCUGAAACAAGAAAUCCAGUUCCGUUCCUACAGUACCGUCCAGUCCAAUGGUUUCUCAAACCUCUGUACUUUGAGGUUCCCCAACGCGAAGCUUCCCCUGUAUUUGUGGGUCGAGACUGGGUCUUCAGGGAGAUCCAGGAGCAGUUCAAUUCUUCUCUUCCCACCAAUAGAGGGAUACUUAUCUCAGGAUCCCCUGGAACUGGAAAGACUGGAAUUAUUCUGAAUCUUGUUGAACGAAGCAGUUUUGGACAUGGAGAACCCCUCGGGAAAGAGCCGGUUUAUUCUCGAAUUGGGAGCAAUCUUGGAAGUUCCCAGCAAAACUUAAACCCUCAACCGAUCUAUUCCCAAUCUAUAUAUUCCCAGCCCAAUCCCUACUCUAGCAGUCAGCCAUCCAACCAACCUUCCUUGGCUAGCCAAGUAGUAGCUUACCAUUUCUGUCAGAUUGACAAUGCUGUGACAUGUCAGAUAGCGGAGUGGAUUCAUUCCUUAGCUGCUCAGCUUUCCCAGGCUCCUCAGCUAGAGAGUUAUCAUAGCCUGCUAUCUACUGAACAUGAUCUACGAGCUAAACUCUCCCUAACUCAUUGUCUUAGUCAUCCUGACUCUGCUCUUACCCAGGGUAUCCUGGCCCCCCUGGUUUCUCUUCAGAAGUCUGGCAAGCUUCCUGCUACAAACUGCAUCAUCCUUAUUGAUGCACUCUGUGAUGCUGAGUUCCAUAGACCAGAUUACGGAAACACGCUGACCGGCUUUAUAGCUCGUCAUCUACCAUCAUUUCCUACCUGGCUUAAGAUUAUCUGUACUAUCAGAACAGCGAGUAAACAGGCAGCAGCCAGCCUUCCCUUUCAUCAUAUAAGUUUGGAUAACUAUGACGUGGAUGAGAGACUGCAGAAGGAUAUCUCUGAUUAUAUUGGGAUGAGAAUAUCCAAGAGUAGGAAUAUUCAAACCAACAUAACGCCCUCCAAACUGUCUCGGAUGACGGAUGAGAAUCCUCAAACAAGGUUCCAGAAUCACCUUGUCUCAUCUGCUAAGGGUUCAUUUCUGUUUGUCAAACUGCUCCUUGAUCUGAUAGAGAAGGGCAGUGUUACCAUCAAGUCCACCAGCUUUAACGUGCUACCUGAGACCUUGUCCCAAAUCUUUCUACUGGAGUUCAAUCUUAGAUUUCCCACCACACACAGCUUCAAACAGGUGUCUGAUAUUUUGAGUGUGUGUUUGUCAAGUUUGCAACCGUUAACCCUACCCCAGCUCUUCCUAGCUGUCAACUCAAUAUAUAUAGAUGCAGAAAUAUCUUGGGAGGACUUUCUUGCCAGAUACUCCUUGAUCUCAGACCUGGUAGUUAAGAGAAGGGAUGAGUCCGUCUGCUUCUUCCACCCCUUGUUGAGGGAGUGGUUGAUGAGGCGGGGGGAGAAGGAGUCGAUCAAGUUUAUCUGUGAUCCUAGGAUAGGACACACAGCUCUCUCCCUAGAGAUGUGUAGGACGGAUCAAUCCUUGACUCCGGAGCUGACUCUAGACCUUACUCAUCAUAUCCUUAAAUCAAAUAUCUACAGGAAUAAAGAUACUGGAAUACCAACUAGAGAUCUUUUGGCCUCCUGGAUAUCUCUGUUCUCCGACGAUAUCUCCCUGGCUCUGGGAGCUGAGAGAAAUCUCUUCAAUCCUAAUAUUAACCUCUCCAAGCUUCUUCUCCUCUCCGGAGCUAAUCCGAACCAGAGCACGACCUAUCUCAACAAUGCCCCUCUACUCUGUGUGUUUACUAAGCGAGGAUAUGUAGAGAUGGUUUCACUCCUUCUAGAGUUUGGGGCUGAUGUCAACGCAACCAAUUCACAAGGAUUCAGUUCAAUAUCAUUUGCUUGCAUGGAGGGAAACAUGGAGUGUCUUAGAGUUUUAGUGGAAGGUGGGGCUAAGAUCUCCCAGAUAGAUAAAACUGAGAGCUGUGCCCUAGUGCAUGCAGCUAGAAACGGUCAUCUUCCAAUCCUAGAAUACCUUCUGUCCCUAGAUUGGAACUCUUCCUGUCCCAAGGAUGCUACCCUAUCAGAGGUCGCACAGCAGGCAGCAGUUGCAGCAGCUUCUGCAGGAAACCUCAGUAUCCUGGAGUUCCUACUGGAUAUGAGGGAGGUCAAGGUCAACAACGCUGACACCCUGCUGGGAGAGACACUCCUCGGAGCAGCUGCAGCCGCAGGUAGACGAGACUGCUGCCAGGCUUUGAUCAAGAGAGGAGCAAGUCUAAUCUCAACUAACCUUAAGGAAGCAGCACCUCUGCAUAUGGCUGCUAGGGAAGGACAUUGGUCUGUUUGUGAGCUUCUACUCUCAGAAGGAGCCAAUCUAGAGCAAAAGGAUGUGACUGGAAAGACACCAUUAAUUCUUGCAGCUAUGGAGGGACAUCUGGGUGUUGUGGAACACUUUGUCAUGAAGAAGGCGAAUAUUGAGGUUCAGGACAAGGACGGGUUGACCCCUCUGAUUUGGGCGUGUGCAAAGGGCAAACUUCAAGCAGUAAGGUUCUUGUUAGCUCAGGGUGCUGAUAUUAACUCUGUAGAUAAGAAAGGACGGACUGCUCUAGAUCUUGCAGGCUUCCAAGGGGAUCCUGAUGUAGUCACUUUGCUCCUAGAUCAUGGAGCAAUGAUGGAGCAUGUGGAUAUAAAUGGAAUGAGGGCACUUGACAGAGCAAUUGGAUGUGGAAAUUUUGCUGCGGUCAAAUGUUUUCUGAAAAAAGGCGCGAAACUUGGGCCAAACACGUGGACGAUGGCAGCAGGCAAACCAGAAAUACUGUUGUGUUUACUAAACAAACUGUUGGAAGACGGAAACACUCUGUAUAAGAGGAAUAAACUUAGUGACGCAGCUAUACGGUAUUCCUACGCAUACAAGCGUAUACCAUCCGAUCAAGAGAAACUUCAGAAAGUAUUUGAUCAGCUAAAGAUCCAUUUACUCCUCAACCUCUCUAGAUGUAAGCGUAAGAUGAAGGAGUACAGAGAGGCUGUAGAACACGCUUCAGAGGUCAUUCAAACCUUUCCUCACGUUUUCGAGGCGUAUCAUACACGUGCUAAAGCGUACCACAGUGACGGUAAGCUUGACGCAGCCUACUCCGAUAUGACGCAAGCUGUGCGUCUAGCUCCACAAAACCGUGAGCUCCAUAGGAACCUCCUGAGUAUCAAAGAGGAGAUUCAAUCCCCUUCUAAUCCGCUUCCAGACUCCAUGUUCACGGAUCCUAAGGAUCCUGAUUCUGGAGGAUCCACUUCAAGUGGGGUAGGAUCAUCAUUAUAAGACUCCCCCCCCCUUUUCCUCUUCUACUGGCGUACCUGGAAAACGUUCUGAAUUCAAUCUUUGUUUGAAAAUUAAAUGUUGAAAAACAAUCCAGAGGAAAACGAUGACUUGAUCUAAAAUAUUGGCAGGCUUCAGAAUCCUUUCAAGGCUGAGAAUUCAACGAUCUGCAUUCAAAACUGGAAAAGUCAGUUUUAAAACUUUUUAAACAGAUUUUAUUGUAGAUAUCGGAAAUAAUGUAAAAACUGUUUUGUUAAGCCCAGUCAAUUAACAUGUUAUAUGUCAGUUUAUAUUUUGUAUGUACAAUCUGUGAUAAAAAAAACAGCAAGAUAGAUUCCAUUUUAUUUUUGUGUUUGAAAAAAAAAAAUUUAGAAAAAUGUUAAAAUAUUUUCUCGCAAUUUUUGUUUCAAGUUGAUUAUUUUGAUCUCCAAUUUGUUACUUUUAUUUUUAUUAUUUCUUAACACUUUUAAACAGCUGUAAAUGUUACCAAUAUACUAAAUUUAUUCAGACAUGUACAGUGUACACUUAUCAUUGAUUUAUUUAUGUACUGCAGUACGCCGUAUUAAUGUUAAGCGUGUUUAGCAUUUUAAACGUAUAUUUACAGAAAAAUUACAUUUGUAUAUUAACAAAAAACUCAGUGAUCCUAAAUUCGUGUUUAAAGUACAGUAUAGUACAGUACAGUACAGUACAGUACAGUACAUGUUUAUAUUACUACACUAGUCCUCGCUAUUCAAUAAACUAAUUGUAAUUGAA
Molecule: messenger RNA, 4538 nt
Organism: Eurytemora carolleeae
Lineage: Eukaryota; Metazoa; Arthropoda; Copepoda; Calanoida; Temoridae
Product: protein TANC2
Exons: 15
Molecular function (GO): protein binding
Source: RefSeq, a predicted model, not a curated record